AUGGACAGAGAUGGUUUGAUGGAGAGAAGGAGGAAUGCCAAGCCGGCUUGGAGGCAGGUGUCUUCAGAUAGCAAAGGCGACUCAAGCUGUUUCCAAAAUAGAAGCGCUGACGAGGCUUGCGUGGCUGUGAAAAUCGAACACUCUAGAGAACAUGCUUUAGCCAGCAGCCCCUCCCCCGGGAUCAGCAGCUCCCCCAGUGUCCAGGAGUGUCUAAGUCGAGCCAGCAGUGGGGGCAAUAAAAAGAACAUAAAAGGCUCUGAUGGAAAAGGAUCGGGUAGAAGGACGCGCCUCGACUCCAAACCCAAAGUGCCUCCAAAGCCUCCUCACCUGCAGAGCCCGGUGACUGCCCCGCCCUGUCCACUCAACCACAUCCAGAAAACAAAGGCGUUUCAAACACAAAAGUCCAAGAUGGAGGACAGAGGGGCCAAGGAGCGCCUCAAAGAGAAGCACUCCAAAGUGUCCGCUCUCAUCAGCCGCUUCGAGGACGGAAGCAUUGCCGACAGCAAAACCAAGCACCUAAAGUCGCCCAACGGCAGUCCGGCUCACCGCACUAUUGCAACGCCGCAGAAGCAGACCGGCUCGGACGACAGGAUCCAGCCACCGGACGCCGAGGGGAAGCCACGAGAUGCGGCGAAACCAGCCACGAAUGGAGUGGUAGCUCAUACGGACAAAGUGAAGUCAGACGGUUGUAGUAGUACGAAUGCUGAGAGUGAGGCUGUGAGGACUGAGGAGAAGGGGGUAGUGAAUGGGCAGAGGGGCAGCGAGGAGCAGAUGGAAGCGCACUCGCCUUCCUGCUUCAAAGGGACAGAUGCGUCUGACAAUGAAGACAAAAUCCAACCUCGGCUUGAAGAAGUCAGCACGCAACCCAAGGAAACCAAUGAGCAGAAGUUGUUUAAAAUCGCCAGCGAGCUCCUUCACACAGAGAAGGCGUAUGUGGCGCGGUUACACCUGCUGGAUAAGGAGUUCUGUGCCAAACUCCUGGUGGAGGCCAACAAAGGCACGUUUCCUGUGGACGUGGUCAAAAGCGUCUUCUCCAACAUCACCUCCAUUCACGCCUUCCACAGUCAGUUCCUGCUUCCGGAUCUGGAGAAAAGAAUGGGGGAAUGGGCCUCCACGCCUCGCAUCGGGGACAUCCUUCAGAAACUCACACCCUUCCUCAAAAUGUACGCUGAAUAUGUGAAGAAUUUCGACAAGGCCAUGGACGUGCUGAAGCAGUGGAACGACCGCUCGCCUCCGUUCAAAGCUAUUAUUAUGGAAAUCCAGAGCCAGGAGGUGUGUGGCAGCCUGACCCUGCAGCAUCACAUGUUGGAGCCGGUGCAGAGAAUCCCACGAUACGAGAUGCUGCUCAAAGAUUACCUGAAGAAGUUGCCCGCAGAUGACCCUGACAGACGAGACGCAGAGAAAUCACUAGAAAUUAUCGCAACUGCUGCUACUCAUUCCAACAGUGCAAUCCGCAAGUCUGAAAACUUGAAGAAGCUGAUGGAGAUUUACGAGAUGCUGGGCGAGGAGGAGGACAUCGUGAACCCUUCCAACGAGUUCAUCAAAGAGGGCCAGAUCCUGAAGCUGGCGGCUCGCAACACGUCGGCCAUGGAGCGCUACCUUUUCCUGUUCAACAACAUGCUGCUGUACUGCGUGCCUAAGUUCAGCCUGGGGGGGCCCAAGUUCACGGUGCGGACGCGGAUCGGCAUCGACGGGAUGCAGGUCGCGGAAACCGUCAAUGACGAGUAUCCGCAUACUUUUCAAGUGAUGGGCAAAGAGCGGGCUCUGGAGCUACAGGCCAGCUCAGAGAUGGACAAGGCCAGCUGGAUUAAGGCUCUUCGGGAAACUAUUGACAUUUUCCAGCAAAAGAAUGAGACGUUUAAGAAUGCCUCAAAAGACGUGGAGGUUUUGAAGGAUGAGUUGGGGAAGCGCGCCCCUCGCUGGAUCCGGGACAAUGAUGUCACCAUGUGUAUGAAAUGCAAAGAGAAUUUCAAUGCACUGACACGCCGCCGACACCACUGCAGAGCCUGUGGAUAUGUGGUGUGCUGGAAAUGCUCUGAUAACAAAGUCGCACUUCAAUACGACAACAACAAGAUCAACAAAGUUUGUCAAGACUGUUACCGAAUCCUGAAGGGAGUCACAGUGUCGGAGGAGAACAAGAAGAAAGGCAUUCUGGAGAUCGAGGCAGCAGAGUUUUCAGCCAACAGCAUCAUGAGCGGCUUCCUUCAGUACUGUGAGAAGAGCAACAAGCCGUGGCAGAGGGUGUGGUGCGUCAUCCCCGAGAAGGAAUGUUUCGUGCUCUACCUCUACGGAGCGCCGCAGGACGUGAAGGCACAGUGCUCCAUCCCUCUGCUGGGUUACAUCGUGGACGAGGCCCCGCGCCCCUCAGACCCCCCGUCCAGCUUCCGCCUCACGCAGUCCAUAUCCGUGCACAACUUCGCCGCGGACACCGAGGACCUGAAGCAGCGCUGGCUCAAAGUCAUACGAGUGGCGGUGACGGGGGACACGUGCCCUCAGCAGAACGGCAGCAGCAUCACAGACAAUAACAACACAACACAGGAAGCGGUCACAGACACAGACACCACAUAG
Knipowitschia caucasica is the source of this 2568-nucleotide messenger RNA. Lineage: Eukaryota; Metazoa; Chordata; Actinopteri; Gobiiformes; Gobiidae. The record is from the annotation of a GenBank genome assembly.